UUGGACUUGCAAGAGCUAGAAACAGCAACAAUGGCUCUCGUCUUCUUCCUUGAGCUUUCACUCUCUUUAGUCUUCCUUGUCAUCCUCUAGUACCUCCACAUGAGGUCCAGGCGCAAGAACCCAGCGAUCCCGCUGGACUGGCCGCUAGUGCGCAUGCUGCCGUCGCUCCUCGGUAGCCUCCCGCGCCUCCACGACUGGGCCACCUCGCUCCUCAGCGUCAGCCAUCUCAACUUCCGCCUCAUCGGCCCGCCGCACUCGGGGAUGCAGCUCUUUUUAACCUCCGACCCGGCCAAUGUUCGCCACGUCUUCACCUCCAACUUCCCCAACUACCCCAAGGGCCCCGACUUCGCCGAGAUCAUGGACAUCCUCGGCGGUGGCAUCUUCAACGCCGACGGCGACUCCUGGCGCCGCCAGCGUGCCAAGGCGCAGCUGCUCAUGUCCGCGCCCCGUUUCCGGGCCUUCGUGUCCCAGUGCAGCCGCCGCAAGGUCGAGCGUGACCUACUCCCGCUGCUCGCCCAUGUCGUCGCCACCGGCACCGGCGAGUGUGACCUCAUGGACGUGUUCCUCAGGCUGACAUUCGACAUGACGACCACGCUGGUGUUCGGCGUCGACCCGGGCUGCCUGGCCAUUGGCUUCCCAGAGGUGCGGUUUGCGCGUGCUAUAGACGAUGCAAUGGACGUGCUCCUCAUCCGCAAUGUACUCCCGCUGUCAUGGUGGAAGCUGGUGCGGUGGCUCGGGGUAGGGUACGAGCGGAAGAUGGCGGUGGCGCGGCACGAGAUCGACCGGUUCAUCGGCGACGCGAUCGCCAAGAGGCGUGAGGCGGUUAAAGCCAGAGGCGCGAACGAGGACUCAGAGACAACAGACCUGCUCUCCUCCUACAUCGACGACGACGAUGCUGGCAGGACGGCUGACGUCAUCCUCCGUGACACGACCAUGAACCUUAUGCUCGCCGGCCGCGACACGACCGGCUCGGCGCUGUCCUGGUUCUUCUAUCUCCUCGCCAAGAACCCGCACGUGGAGUGCAAGAUCCUGGCAGAGCUAGACACCAUCAAGGCCACCACCAGCACCACCCUAGACGGCAUGGUAACCUACGACGACACAGAUGAGCUAGGGCGGCUGGUGUACCUGCACGCCGCCCUGUGCGAGGCGCUCCGGCUGUACCCUCCAGUGCCGUUCGAGCACAAGGGCGUGGUGGCGGCGGAGACGCUGCCGAGCGGGCACGAGGUGCGGCCUGGGGACAAGAUCAUCGUCUCGUUGUACGCAAUGGGGAGGAUGGAGGCCGUCUGGGGCAAAGACUGCUGGGACUUCCGGCCGGAGCGGUGGAUCAGGGAGGACGGCAAGCCGCGGUACGUGCCGUCGUACAAGUUCGCGUCCUUCAACACCGGGCCACGGACCUGCCUCGGCAAGGACAUGGCAUUCGUGCAGCUCAAGGCCGUGGCGGCCGCCGUGGUGCGGAACUUCGUGGUGGAGGCCGUGCCGGGGCAUGUCGUCGAGCCCAACGUCUCCAUCAUUCUCCACAUGAAGAACGGCUUCAAGGCCAAGAUCAAGAGGAGGCAGCUGAUGAACAAUUGAUUCAGAGUAAUAAUAUAUCUGAUGAUCGCGGAGAUAACGAAUGUGUAUCGAUUGUAGCCCUUGAUCGAUGGCAAAGGGCAGAUGUGUUACCGACGUGCAACGUGUCACUCAGUUUGGUCGUUAGGCUGAGUGGUGCCUACGUACCUAGCGCUGAAACAUCUACCCUAUAGUAGCUUUGAGAUCCAUGUGUCAAAAAAUGUCUUGAAGCUAAUAAAUAAGUUGUUAUUAUUCCA
Messenger RNA from Triticum aestivum (bread wheat), 1805 nucleotides. Its product is annotated as alkane hydroxylase MAH1-like. Gene Ontology annotation, molecular function: monooxygenase activity; oxidoreductase activity, acting on paired donors, with incorporation or reduction of molecular oxygen; iron ion binding. NCBI's taxonomy places the organism in Eukaryota, Viridiplantae, Streptophyta, Magnoliopsida, Poales, Poaceae. Bases 100 to 1572 code for a protein of 490 amino acids. The transcript has a single exon. The record is from RefSeq and is a predicted model, not a curated record.